This is a messenger RNA of Triticum urartu, 2237 nucleotides long. NCBI's taxonomy places the organism in Eukaryota, Viridiplantae, Streptophyta, Magnoliopsida, Poales, Poaceae. The record is from RefSeq and is a predicted model, not a curated record.
AAACUGCUUAGACUGAUCGCACGCACGCCGCGCACCACUUCCUCCUCGCACGUUCGCAUGCACAAGAGCGCUCCAUCCCCAACCUCCCUCCUCUCCCGAUCGGCGCCUCACCUCCCCGUCCCCGCAUCCUCGGUGCCAAGCCGCCCUCCCUGCACCCGCAUCGCCGCCCCUAGCAUGCCGUUCGCUCCGCACGCAUACCACCGAUGACCCUGACCGUCGUGAACCCGAUCUGGCCGGGCAUCCAGGGGAACACCGGCAGUGAGGUCCUGGAGGGGGCAGCUUCUUCCUCCCGUCGCUCUCCCAUCGCUCCUUCCCGGCGCCCACCCACGCCUGGUCCAGCCGCAUCUGGGCGCGCACCGGCUGCGCGACAGGCGACUGCGACGGGCGGCUCCAGUUCUCCACCGCAGGUCUCCCUCCACCACGGCGGCAACGAGCAAUCGUCCUACGGGGUGAGCGUGGUGGACAGCUUCAACGUGGGCCUCUCCGUGACCCCGCACAAGGGCCGCGACAACUGCCCCGUCUUGGCCUGCUGCAAGGACCUGACCCAGAGCUGCCCGGGCGAGCUGCCUGUGCGUACAUGAUGUUCAUCCUCGGCUUGUCACACACGCAAUCUUCUCGGCUUAAUUCCAUCUCUUCCCCAAUUGGAAACAAAUCAGCAUGAGACUCAGCCUUGCCAAGGUCGAGAACGCCUCACAGAUAUGUAUGAGGACGUCUAAUCGAGAUUUCCGGCUGCAGGGCGCAAUUAGUGGAAGAAGGUAUUACGAUUUUCCAGAUUGUGAUUAAUUGCUUCUCAACUCAAUUCCCCUCUUCUAUAGUCUUGUGAGAUCGUUCAUUCAUUCAUAAAGAUCAUCCUCAUACAUAUCUCUUUCUCACUCUGAUUUCAUGUUUUGAUUGGGAUUCGAAAAGAGGAACUGAGAUGUAUGUUCGUGACUUGUAAGCAGCAACAAAAUUUAGCAAUUUAUAUUUUUCUAGCCAUCCAAAUAUCUUGCUCCAUACCUUUCUUAGAAUUUUUUAUUUGCUCAGCAGUGUUCUUAAUUACUUGUACCCUAUAUAUUUGUGUGCUAAUUAGCAAGAUUGUUAGUAUAUCCAUCUGGUAAUGAGAAUGAAAACUGGCAUAUGACUUGACUGAGGCCUCGAAAGGAGCAUAAACAAUUUGUUAGAAUACAGACGAGUACUUCUACUGCUAGGAAUUCAGAACAACUAGCUUAGUUACUGCUGAGGAACAACCUAAUGAAAAAUUAUAGGAUGACAAUAUAUUGAGUAAGCAUGAAACUGUUACUUAUUCACCUAAUAAAAAACAUGCCAAUUGACUGCAACUUUUACUGUGAAUGUUUAUGAACCCACUUUUCUGAAUAACUAAGAUGAUAAGGCAACAAAAUUAUAGUGUAUCAAGUAUUUAUUUGCAACUGAAAUAGAAAAACAGCAUAUGUUUAUGUGGCCUUAGGGGUUAGGGCCCCUUUUUGUUGUCUUUCCCCAGGCCCCUAAAUUCUCAGGACCGGCCCUGGCUCCAAGUCCGUGGCCGACCUGGUUACCACCGUCCGGAUGUUCAAGGUGGUCGUCCCAAGAGCUCUAAGUUAACUGGAGAUGUUCCGUCAUUCAAACAUGUUGAUGGCCAAGCAAAAUAUUCAGGUGAUGUGCCCAACAUGCUUCUGCACGAGAGUUUGCUAUGGGAAGUAAGCAUGAGUUACAGCAAGAUGAAGCUGGCACAGUGAGGCUAGAGACGGGUCACAUUUGGUUGCACAUGGGAGUUGUUCUUGUGAACGUGGGUGAUGAGAUUGACACAAAGCUGCCGAGGAAGGAGCGGGUGACAUUUGUUUCUAAAGGUGCUGAUUCUAUAUCUCGAGCAAAGCAGAUUCUUACCUCGAUACCUGCAAGAGCAAGAGAAGCAUACAACCAUAGCCAGGAUGGUCAUAUCGCCCAAGAUGGAAAAUAUGAGGAUCUUCUCCAAGCUGGAACUGAGCUCAAUGCAUCAAGAACAAAAUCAAUUGAAGCAACACUUCGUGUAUAAUGUAUUGUGAACCUUGGAUUGAGCUCAUGUGUGUGGUUUAUGUAUUGUGAGCCUUGGAUUGAGGUCAUGUGUGAGGCUAAUGUAUUGUGAGCCUUUUACUUUGUAAUAUGUGAUAAUGAUGUGACAGGCUCAUGGAUUAUGGACACCAAAUUUAUGUGGCAAUUCUGUAAUGUGGAGUACCCAUGAUGACAUGACAAUGCCUAAAUAAUGCCAAUUUUUCUGUCUAAUA